UAACAAACCAGACGUAGAACCGUGAGGAGGUGAGCAACGGAAUGGCGAAUUACAAGGCUGCAGAUUCCAAGCGGGAACAAUUUAGAAGAUACUUAGAGAAGGCAGGAGUACUUGAUACACUAACAAAAGUGCUGGUGGCAUUGUAUGAAGAGCCAGAAAAACCAAACAAUGCACUGGACUUCUUAAAACAACACAUGGGUGCUGCAGGACCUGAAACAGCAGAUGUGGAAGCUCUUCGCUUAGAGGUAGCAGAACUGAAACAGAAAUAUGAGGCAGUACUAGAAGAAAACAAAGAACUGAAAGCAAAGCUUGCACAACAUGAUCCAGCACAACAUCUAGAUGAAAAACGUUCCGAGACAUAGAUAUUUUACAUUCUACCUACAUCAAUACUGCACUGGAAAUCCAAAUAUAUAAGCUUGAAUUUUGUUAUAUUUUGAGCACAGGAAAAGGCACAUUUAGUGUCAUAUUUCUAAAAUUAUUUUCUAUGUUCUCACAGUUCUAAAUAAACUACUAAUUUAAAGCAAAA
Molecule: messenger RNA, 526 nt
Organism: Xenopus tropicalis (tropical clawed frog)
Lineage: Eukaryota; Metazoa; Chordata; Amphibia; Anura; Pipidae
Gene: mycbp
Product: MYC binding protein
Exons: 5
Coding region: 42-362 (106 amino acids)
Biological process (GO): positive regulation of DNA-templated transcription; regulation of DNA-templated transcription
Cellular component (GO): nucleus
Molecular function (GO): transcription coactivator activity
Source: RefSeq, marked provisional